GAGGGGAAGAAACACAUUUCAGAUAAUCUGUGAUUAUUCCUUAAUGUGCACAAGAAAGUGCAACUUGUUGAUUGUGUUAACUGAUUUUCUGCAAGGAAGUCGAUUCAUGAAAACUCUCUGACGAAAUCAUCUGUCUUCAGGAUAAAUAUUACUACUGUCUGCAUGUUUCAAAAUCUGAUACAAACUGAACACCAGACAGACGCACUAUGAGGUUUAAAACCACUAUGUUCCCGGCCGUUUUGUUGUUUUUCGCUUGUGAUUGUGUAUCUUAUGUGUCUGUGUACCGUAGGUGAGAAUGACUACGUCCUGGUUGUCACUGUCAACACAACUAAGAUCGAGGUUCUUUUCCUUUUAAACUGUAAAAUAACAGCAUUCCCAUCACUGUUGAAUGAAGUAGACGGUUAUUGAUCCACAAUUUCAUAUAACUAAUGUGACCGAUUAGCCGACGGAUCAUCGUGGGAUUUUGGGCGGAAAAGCGUCAUUUAAAGUUGCCGUAAUUUCAUAAAAAGAGGGCUGAAAUGUGAGUAUAUGUGGACGAGUAAUUCAGAAACUGAUAGUAAUUUUCGGAAUCUGCAGGGUGAAUACUUAGGCACCAUUGUGAUCGGUUUUUAGCCGUGUUACUAACAGUCUCUAACUACUGAAUUUUACCGUUCUGAGAUCCUCAGAAUCCUUUCCUCAUAAUUCGCAUGUCCUUUAGUAACCCACGACAACGGCCAGUGACUUCCUAGGUUGAUGUCGUACUUUUGGCUGAUUAAGCCUGAUUAGCAGGUUCAACAAAUCUUAGCCACUUCAGUCGUUAAAGAUUUACUCCACUUGUUGUCAAGUGUUUGUAAUUCGUGUCCUUGUCACAUGAAAUAUUUCGUUUGUUCUGAAGCUAAAGUUUAUUUCAUAUAAAGAUUUCGUCUCAUCGAAGAUAUCUAACCAUCCAUUAAGUGAUGCCUUCACUUAUUGCGCAUCUAUUUUUGUUAUCCUGUUUUCCACAAUAAUUAGAUAUCUAAAGACCACAGAUUUUUGUACGCAUCAUCGUACAGUGAAGUGUAAUCUUGUGAUAAAUGAAGUUGAAACUAUGGCUCUUCAUUGAUUUAGGUGGCUUACGUUGUGUUAUACUUCCGAAUCAUUUCAUUCUACACAAGAAGUAUGUACAUUUUUCAAGUAAAUAAAUUCUAUUAGCCUAUUUUUCUGUCCUUGUUAAUAACUUAGCUAAAGUACCAUCGACAGUGAAACUGUAUUUGAGUUUCUUCAGAGUUAAGAGGAAUUUUUAGUGUUAUAAGUCCUAACUGAUGUGUCAUUUUUUGCCUUAAUAUAGCUCAAAAGCUCCAAGGUGUGAGCGCUUGACUUCCAACCACAGGGUCACAAACGCUGUCCCAUCUACAGAAGUUUAGGCAGCUAAGCAGUAUCAUCGGCCUACACAAUGGGUGUGGAGUUCACUGUUAACUGCAUGAAAAUGCAAGCAGUUGUUGAAAAAUAUUUCCAUUUUCAUUUCCCUCUGUCUCGAUUAAUCAGUUAUAUUUAUUAUCUCAAGUCUGGCUAGUAACUCAAAUUUGGAGUGUCAGCAGUUUCGUGCUAGUGAUAUAUAUUGCUUCGGCAGUGUAAUUUGUGUUCCUAUCAUCUGCCAGGUAAGUCCGGUUCACUUUCAUCACGCGGCGGAGUGUUCCUCACAAAAGUGAAAGGGUGAGUACGAAAGUCUUUCACUUCCGACUGGACUGGUGGACAUUCUGGUCUACCUAAAUGAGCUAGGAAGCCCUGAUUCCAAACCUGUAGUGUACAUGGGCUCCAGAGUCCGAAAGGAUCGAAUGGUGUAUGAGCCUGUUUUGGUCAAUGGCAACCACGGAGCGUAGCUCCUGAUGCUGCCACACUGCCUUGUGGAUCAGACUUCUAGUCGAAGACAACCAUUUGCUUCGGUCUGGAUGUCCGGGCGGUAUCCUGGCCGUUACAAAAACUAUAAGACUUUGUGUGGUGCAUCUCUCAUUGCUGAUAAUACUUGAAUGACAAUCCGUUGAGCGCAGAGGUUAGUUCAAUGUACGGUGAUGGUUCAGACUCCAACAUUCGACGAAUGAUUCGCUACUACAUGGAUUACUUCUACCUUUACAAUGUUCACAGCUCACCUCCUCCAAGACAAUGGAGAAGAUUGGCUGAUCCAAGCAAGGAUGGAUUUGCAUUUACCCUAAUGUGUUACAAUCUACUGAGUCCUAACUAUGCUACACCAAUGAUGUACCCAUACUGUCCUUCUUGGGCUUUAAGCUGGGAUUAUCGGAGGAGAGCUAUUCUUGAUGAAAUACGCAUAUAUCAUGCAAACAUUAUAUGUCUACAGGAAUUGCGAACUGAUCAGUUUGAAGAGGUUUUCAAACCGGAGUUACAAAAGUUGAACUAUGAUGCUGUAUUUUUACCAAAGAGUAGAAGGCGGACGAUGGAGUUAAAAGAGAGUAAAAAGGUCGACGGAUGUGCUAUAUUUUGGCAGACGGAUAAGUUUGAAAAGCUGCAUGAAUUUCACCAUGAAUUCAUGCUUUCGUGCACAAGUAUGUGUGAAAAUCCUUCACCAACUAUGCUGAAUCGUGUUGGCGCACGUGAUAAUGUUGCAGUGGGCGUAAUUUUUGAAACUAAGGGAGCUUUUGAUGGUACUGGAGGACGUCAGUUCUGUGUUACAACUGGUCACAUUCAUUGGGAUCCUGAACACUCCGAUGUAAAAGUGAUUCAAACGAUUUUGUGGACAGCGGAAUUAUGGGCGUACAUUGAUAGAUUUCUUAAAACAUCUAGAAGCGUGGCGAAACAAUUAUCACCAACAUUGUCGCGUUCUGUUCCUCUGUCAUCUAAAAUAGCCCUACCGGGUCCUUUUUCACCAGCUAUUAAUAUGCCUGUGAUAUUGUGUGGUGAUCUCAAUUCAUUACCUGAAUCUGGAGUAAUAGAAUUUCUUACUAAAGGUAGUGUAUCAUUGACGCACAGUGAUUUUCUCAACAAUGGUUAUAAGUAUAUGUUUAAAGAUUGGAGACUUUUAGAGAAGUGGGCUAUAGAUGGCAAUUCUCUAAGGCAUCGUUUCACCUUUGAUCGUGCUUAUCAGGAUUCUGAGGGCAUGUGCUUGACAAAUUUCACGUAUGACUUCAAAGGGAUGAUAGAUUAUGUUCUCUUUACUCGACAACACUUCCGACUUUUGGGCAGUCUGGAUCAAAUAUGUGAACCAUGGUUUCAAGAAAAGAAAAUACUUGGUUGUCCACACGUUCAUAUACCAUCUGAUCACUUUGCUCUUCUAGUAGAGUUAGAACUAAUGCCAACACCACUUCUGUCUAAUUCAUACAGGAACCGAUGCACCAGUGAUGAAACUGAUACUUUCACCAAUGAUCUUAAUGAGAAACGACACGAUGACACCAACGGUAAUUUACGUACGCUAAGUAAACCAGAAAACCUAAUGUCUUUAAAUAAUUCUUGUUUCACAGACCUCACUUCAACCAAUGAUGAUCUUUCAAAUAAUAACAAAUCUUGGAAACACUAACCAAAACAUUUUGAUACUUUCUAAAAGUUAUGAUCUCUUUCAGCUUUUCUUCCCAUCCAGUUUGUACAUUCCUCUGUCAGGUUGUCUCUUUAAUACACUUUACUAGUUGGUUAUGUUUGACCAUUGUCCAGGAAAACGCGCAGAUCUAGUCCACAUUUUUUUCUCCUCUUCCUCUUCCUCCUCCUCCUCUUUUUUCAACGACUUCUGUCAGUAUUUUAUAACUGAAAUCCUACUGAGAGUGAUAUCAUAAUAUCAUCGCCACUACACUAUUACACAGUUUUCUUUUUACACUAUCAAUAAUAUUGAUUGUUUUAAAGAACCAAAGUUUUAUAUUAUGAUUUGAUAAUAUAUAUUUCAUUGAGCAAUUAAUAUCUAAUAUAUAUAGAUAUUUAAUCCAUUGUUUUCAUCAUGAACAGAUCUUUUAUAUCCUCGUUAAAGUAUUUACCGUUGUGUUAUUUAUUGUCAUUACAGUUGGAUAUAUAUAUAUAAUAUAUAUAUAUAGUCAAUAAUUAUUUAUUAGAAAUCAUUCUUCAUAUCAAUGGCCUCUUUAUUCUGUUAAUUUAUGCUUCUGAUGAUUUUUAUGAAUACGAUUGUUUGUUCUUAUUGUCCUUAUAUGUUUUGUUAACUUAACUAGUGAGUUAAUUUAUUAUUACUAUUCACUAAUAUGCAUAAUAAAUGCAUCACUGUUGUAAAUAACAUGGAAAUUGAUACUUAUCACCACUACUACUACUACUACUACCGUUUGUUGUUUCAUUUACUCAUUUCUCAGUUAUUUUGUUCAAUUUUCAUGUGUGUAUAUCCGAACAUUUACACCUGUUAUUUUCAACAACAACAACAAAAUAAAUAUGUAUCUCUUGGAUCGUCAUUACAAGCGUAAUGUCAGUCAUCGUAAAAAUCCCAAUCAUAUUUCUGCAUUAGCAUACAUAGAGGCAGCCUCCUGCGCUUUAAAGAAUGCCGACUGUGUUUUAUUAAAAUAAGACUGAUAACUGAUCUCAAUCUUGAUUUUCAGAUACACAAUCACUUUUUUUUUAAAAUUCCACACCCUGAAUAACUUAUUUAUGUAGCAUAUUGUCACUCUUCACUUCUUAUCCUCCGCUUCCCCCCCUUAUAAAUCCUGUACAUGUAUGUGUUAGAUGCUCACUCUGGGAUGUAUUCAAAAUUUUAUUUGAUUGAACUCUCUUUUCUCUCUCUCUCUCUCUCUCUCUCU
Trichobilharzia szidati is the source of this 4691-nucleotide messenger RNA. Lineage: Eukaryota; Metazoa; Platyhelminthes; Trematoda; Strigeidida; Schistosomatidae. The record is from the annotation of a GenBank genome assembly.